Molecule: messenger RNA, 2256 nt
Organism: Pocillopora damicornis (cauliflower coral)
Lineage: Eukaryota; Metazoa; Cnidaria; Anthozoa; Scleractinia; Pocilloporidae
Biological process (GO): proteasome-mediated ubiquitin-dependent protein catabolic process; protein polyubiquitination
Molecular function (GO): ubiquitin protein ligase activity
Source: RefSeq, a predicted model, not a curated record
AGCUGCUGGGAGUAAGACGGAACACUUAUCGCGGAGCAAGAAUUUCCAACCUUUGUUCAACUAACAAGAUGUCUUCAAUCGUCAUAGCCGUGUUUAAACUUACCAUCGGCUUGCUUGGAAAUAGAUUCAGGGACAAGUUAGCAGACUCGUUGAAAGAAGGUGACAUAACAGAUCAAAAGUGUCGUGAUUUCAUCAUUCGUGAAAUAAAAGAAAUCAAAUCAAAGCUGGAUGGAUUAGCAAGAAAGGAUUUGUUAGCAAGUAUAAGCUUCUUUAACGAAGGAAUCAAGUUUUUGUAUGAGAUGUUCGACGAAGCGAGGCCCAAAGGCGAAAAUAACAACGCCGUAACAACAACACAAGCUGCUACAGCGAUGACUUGUGCUGCUGAAACAUUUUCUCUUACAAAAGGAAUGAGUGAGCUAGAGAUUGGGGAUCUUAGUGCAUCAGCAUCCGGGGCGCUAUCUAGGGCAAAAGACAGAUUCAAAGACGCAAGAAGGAAGGCGACGGAAGCUUUCGCCAACACAGCCUUGUCAACCUCUGACCGCCUUCUAUCCAUGCAGUAUCGUGUUAUGGCAACAAUAUUAGAAACUGUAGACAAUCCGACAUACUCGAUAGCAGCCUGCAUAGUGUGCCUUGAAGAGUUGAAUAGUCUGCCAGCUGUUCAAAAAGGUUUUAAAGUUGAACUCGAGAAAGGGCUUAAGGCUGCAUUUAGCAAAGACCUACGAAGAGACCUGAUCUCCACUGUGUGUCAUAUAAAUCGCGUGAUAUUGAAUAUCGCGCUCAUGGCGGACUUCGGUCACAAGGAGCUGUCAAACUGGCCAUGUGUUGAAAUCGGAGGAAUAAAAGUUUCUCCACUACAAAAUGACAGAGUGUUAAAAGUCCUGAAGAAAAGAGGCAUGGAGCACUGCUUCGGAACUUUGGAAUUACUACGGGGAGAGUAUGGAAGUUUAAUAUGGCCAGUAAGUAUUGCUUCCAACAGCCUUGGACAGUUCCUCGUCGCGAACGACGACGGAGAUAAAAGAGCCAAGUUAUUUGACAGCAGAGGUAAAGUUUUGAACAGUUUCUCUCUCAUGUCGGAUGCCUCUCGUGACGAUGUGUACUGCAUAUGUCAAGUAGCUACUGAUUUGAAUGGCAAGAUCUAUGUACUAGUCGAACUAAAGCCUUGUGUCAAGUCAAUCUUAAAAGAUAACAAUCCCGGAGCAGUGUGCGUGUUUGAUUGUAAUUUUCAACCCCUGCACAAGUUUUCACUAAAAGAGGAAUUUAGCACCGUUGCGUUCAGACCAUCACUGACAGUCAGUGACAGAAACAAAGUACUGAUACUUCUGGUAACACAACCGAAUUACUCACAGAGGAAACCAACCAUUCAAGUUUAUCAGUUUGAUGGUCAAUUUGUUGAUGACUUCGGUGACGGAAUACUGAAGAGUCCAAUUAAUAUCGCCGCUGCAAGUGAUGGUCGAACAUUGGUGACAGAUAGUGGCGAUAAUGGCGAUUCCUGUGUUCACGUUUUUAAUGAAAACGGCGAACAGAUUUUUAAGUUGACAGAAAUGUUAGAAUUCGAUUAUCCAUUUUACACAGCAUUUCACUGGCCAAGUGAACACAUUGUUGUCGCUGGUUUCCGUCCACAGACAAAAGAGCUUCAGGUGCUUAUCUAUACUAAAGAAGGCGAAAUCGUGCGUCGCUUAGAGCAAGGUGCGAAAGGUUUUAGUUCCUUAGUAGAGCUCACAGUGACUGUCGAAGGACGCAUUGGUAUUCUCGCAAUGUUUGAAACUGACCAUCAAACUGAAACUAAAAGUUUGUUUUUCAAGAUACUCGUUAUAUAAGCUGUUAGUAUAUAUCACGCAGCAGGUGAAAAGUACUUUUCGCGCCCGCUGAUUGGCUACUUCGGAGGUUUAUAGCAAAUACUAUUUUCUUCUGAUCUGCCAGUGAGCCAAAUUCGCGCGUCUUAAGUUUAAUUUCCAACAAUUUGUGGUACAAUGACAGAAAUAAACUAAGUUUUUGGUUUCUGUGUGGUAUAUAUUAACAAUUAUUCACCUCAGUGUCGGUGAAAGUGGUGGAUAUUUACCUAGCCGUGAAGUACCUUUAUUCACCUCCACAUCGGUGAAUAAUUGUUAAAUUUCGUGUCUCUUCAUUAGGUCGAAAAGUGCAUAGUUUUCAUUUAAACAGAAUGAGAAGUGAAAAAGGUUGUCACAAACAAAUUAACUGUAAUUACUGUAAUCUUAGGCCUACAAACUUUGUAAAUACAAACAACAUUCUUGGAAA